This is a messenger RNA of Gongylonema pulchrum, 411 nucleotides long. NCBI's taxonomy places the organism in Eukaryota, Metazoa, Nematoda, Chromadorea, Rhabditida, Gongylonematidae. The record is from the annotation of a GenBank genome assembly.
AUGAAUUUGUUCAAUAUGAAUGUUACGCAAAAAUGUCUAAUUGCGGAGUGCUGGAUUCCAACGGCAGACGUGCCACACAUUCGAGAUUCAUUGGACACUACCAGUAUGGGCGUUGGUGAUUCGGUGGCACCGUCAUUCCUUUACGAAGUUGGAUGCAGUCAAAUACCGCCAACUUAUUUUCGACUGAAUAAGUUUACGCACUCCUUUCAGAUGAUUGUCGACUCCUACGGCAUAGCAACUUACCGGGAAAUCAAUCCAGCGCCUUGGACAAUAAUAACAUUUCCAUUUUUGUUCGCUGUGAUGUUCGGUGAUGCUGGUCAUGGCCUGAUCAUGUUCCUCGCCGCACUUGCAUUGAUUCUUGUUGAGAACAGGAUUAAACCAGAUGACGAGGUCGCAAUUGUCAAGUUGUGA